AUGGCCUCCUCCGCCUCGUCGGUAACAGCGCGAGCCGGGGCGCCCCCAAGCCCCGCGGCAGACGGCGCCGCGGCAGGCGCAUCUCCCCGAUGGUCGCCGCUGGAUAUGGCCACACCGUGCUGCUCCAGAAGCGAUGGCACCGCCGUGGCGUGUGGCUCGAAUUCGGGGGGCCAAUGCGGCCUCCCGGCGCUGGCGGAAGGCUUGAGCUUCACGCAAGUGGCCGCAAGAAAAUUCCGUAACGUGCUGCUCCGGAGCGACGGCACCGCCGCGGCUUGCGGCUGGAAUUUCAGAGGCCCGUGCGACCUCCCGGCGCCGGCGGAAGGCCUGAGCUUCACGCAAGUGGCUACGGGAUUUUACCACACCGUCCUGCUCCAGAGCGACGGCACCGCCGUGGCGUGUGGCUCGAAUGCACAGGGCCAGUGCGACUUCCCAGCGCAGGCGGAAAGCCUGAGCUUUACACAAGUGGCCGCUGGAGGUGACCACACCGUGCUGCUCCAGAGCGACGGCACCGCCGUGGCGUGCGGCUCGAAUGAGAAGGGCCAGUGCGACCUCCCAGCGCCGGCAGAAGGCCUGAGCUUCACGCAAGUGGCCGCUGGAAAUUGCCACACCGUGCUGCUCCAGAGCGACGGCACCGCCGUGGCGUGUGGCUCGAAUGAGCAGGGCCAGUGUGACCUCCCGGCGCCGGCGGAAGGCCUCAGUUACGUAGCUCACCUCGUGCCUACGUUGCUCCUGCAGGCAUUCGUCGACGGCGAGUCGCUGUGCUUCACGACGCUUGGUGGGGUGGAGCGUUACCGAUUUGAGGCCGCACUAGACGCCCGCCUAGCCAACAUUCACGAGCAGCUGACGGCUACUCACCGGGUGGACAGGCCUGGCUUACCUCUCGCGCGAGUCGACGCCGUCCUGCUGGGGCGACUGCUGAGCGACGCUACAGCCGAGGAGACAGUGGCGAGCGCCUUCGGGCUCGAUCCACGCUGA
Messenger RNA from Prorocentrum cordatum, 975 nucleotides. Lineage: Eukaryota; Dinophyceae; Prorocentrales; Prorocentraceae. The record is from the annotation of a GenBank genome assembly.